AAACCUUUUCAUGUAUAAACAAUGAAAUGUACAGUGAUUCUCCAGCCUCUGUCCAAUCUUCUACCUGCUGUGUAGGGGUGGUGAGAAAGCAGUUGCCUAGGAUCACAGGCCAAAAGUUGGAUGAAAGUGAGCCACAUAGAGAGGGGGGAAAAAACAUCCUGGGCCCGAGACUCGCGCGAUAGCCCGCCUUCUCACUGAGGUCGGAGGGAGUUGCUGACCCACGUUCGUCCCAGUCGCUCCAGCCGCGCAUUUUCUCAGCGUUCAGCUCCCUACAGACGUGUUAGUGGCGGGCCUCGACCAAUGGUGACACAGCGUCGUGAGAGCAGCAGCCAAUCAGCAGCUAGGAGCCCGGAAAAGAGCAGGGCCGAGGUAGCAGCUGCUGGCGCUUGCCAGAGAAGGGCGAGCGGCGCGGUGGAGCGCUGCGGAAGAGGUUUUGGUAUGAACAGGAUUCGGAUUCACGUCUUGCCAACCAAUCGGGGGAGGAUCACCCCAGUGCCCAGGUCUCAGGAGCUCCUGUCUUGUUCGUUUACUCAUCGCCCGUGCUCGCAACCUCGCCUGGACGGCCAGGAGUUUUGCAUUAAGCAUAUCCUUGAAGACAAGAAUGCACCCUUCAAGCAGUGUAGUUAUAUAUCAACAAAGAAUGGAAAGAGAUGUCCCAGUGCUGCCCCAAAACCUGAGAAGAAAGACGGGGUGUCCUUCUGUGCUGAACAUGCCCGUAGGAAUGCCUUAGCACUUCAUGCUCAAAUGAAGAAGACCAACCCAGGGCCUAUGAGUGAAACACUCUUGUGCCAGCUGAGCGCAUAUGCUAAGACAGAACUGGGCUCUCAGACUCCAGAAAGUAGCCGCAGUGAAGCCAGCCGAAUACUGGAUGAAGACAGCUGGAGUGAUGGGGACCAGGAACCCAUUACUGUGGAUCAGACAUGGAGAGGUGACCCUGACAGUGAAGCUGAUAGCAUAGACAGUGAUCAAGAAGAUCCCCUAAAACAUGCUGGUGUCUACACGGCUGAAGAAGUGGCCCUGAUUAUGCGGGAGAAGCUGAUUCGUUUGCAGUCUUUGUACAUUGAUCAGUUUAAACGACUUCAGCAUUUGCUGAAGGAGAAGAAGCGUCGAUACUUACAUAAUCGAAAAGUGGAACAUGAAGCUUUAGGUAGUAGUCUCCUUACUGGCCCAGAGGGACUUUUGGCCAAAGAACGAGAGAACUUAAAGCGAUUAAAAUGUCUUCGACGGUAUCGCCAACGCUAUGGAGUAGAAGCCUUGCUACACAGGCAGCUAAAGGAACGCAGAAUGCUGGCCACAGAUGGUGCCGCCCAACAGGCCCAUACCACUCGUUCUAGUCAGAGGUGCUUGGCCUUUGUGGAUGAUGUUCGUUGUUCCAAUCAGUCUCUCCCAAUGACCAGACACUGCCUUACCCAUAUUUGUCAGGAUACGAAUCAGGUUCUCUUCAAAUGCUGCCAGGGAUCUGAAGAGGUACCUUGCAACAAACCAGUUCCUGUAAGCCUCUCUGAGGAUCCCUGCUGUCCACUGCACUUCCAGUUGCCUCCUCAGAUGUAUAAGCCCGAGCAGGUACUGUCUGUGCCAGACGAUCUGGAAGCCGGCCCCAUGGAUCUGUACUUGAGUGCUGCUGAGCUUCAGCCCACUGAGAGUUUACCACUGGAGUUCAGUGAUGACUUGGAUGUUGUUGGUGAUGGUAUGCAGUGCCCUCCUUCACCCUUGCUUUUUGAUCCUUCAUUAACCCUUGAAGAUCAUUCAAUCAAAGAAAUUGCUGAAGGCCCAGUGGAUAUCUUGGGCCAGAUGCAAAUGGUUGGAGAUGGUUACAGGUCCCAGGGAUCUCGAAAUUCUGAGAAAGCCUGUGCACCAUUGCCUCAAAGUGGAUUGGCUACUGCAAAUGGAAAACCAGAAUCCACUCCUAGCAGUUGACAGUUUGUUCUGGGAACCAUAUGACUUCCGUGGAUUUCACUUUCCCAUUCACAUUCCCAUUCAGUAUCUCUGAUCAUCUCUCACUAAACAGGGGCAACCCAGUUGUUUUGUUCUGGGUUAUAGAAUGCCGUAGUUAAAUAAAACCAUACUUAGGGGGAUGGGCCAGUAGUGUCAAAGUUGUGUUUCUUUCCACCAUGGGCAAGGAAGAUAGGGAUUACCUAUCUCUGAAAUUCAGUAUUUGGGACUGUGCCAAAGGGGAAAGUGAUUCUUUGUAAUGGGAUUUCUUAAGUCACAGACAGAAAUCCACAUAGAUGAUUAGGUGAGGGUUGUUUUUAUAAAUGGUGCCGUUGAGAUAUUGGUCUCCCCAGUGCCUGGUUAUCUUUAUCUAAAGGCCUACAGUUUAGCUUUUCCUCAUCUCCACUUAAUUGAACAGUUUGCACCCUUUCUCCAGUGAACUCCCAUCCUUAUCCUGAGACAUUUAAGGACUGGGCCCACCUUAACUAUUCAUCUUGCUUGUAAUCUAUGUAAAUUUCUGCAGUGGCUAUCUUAUGUAAAAUAUAGUAAAAAUUUAUUGUAUAUAGUUUCUAUUAAAUGUUAAAAUGUUAUGAAAAUGUAAAACAGUUGCGUGAAUUGAAUGCAUGUUUUGUUUGUAUUUGAAUGUAUGUCUUAUUAGGGAGCUGUCUUUGGGAGAUGGAAAAUGAGGCAGGUAUAGUUCUGUCCCGGGGAAUAAAUAAAUUUUUAGUACCUCAGUUUGGUAUCAAGAAUAAGGUAAAAAC
Urocitellus parryii (Arctic ground squirrel) is the source of this 2693-nucleotide messenger RNA. The record is from RefSeq and is a predicted model, not a curated record. Lineage: Eukaryota; Metazoa; Chordata; Mammalia; Rodentia; Sciuridae.